Molecule: messenger RNA, 1506 nt
Organism: Odontomachus brunneus
Lineage: Eukaryota; Metazoa; Arthropoda; Insecta; Hymenoptera; Formicidae
Product: transcription intermediary factor 1-alpha-like
Exons: 6
Coding region: 143-1303 (386 amino acids)
Molecular function (GO): zinc ion binding
Source: RefSeq, a predicted model, not a curated record
UCGUAGCCUGUGUUUCGGUGUUAUUUUUAACCCGCUGUGCUGUAAUGAACGAGUUUCGAGUAGUUGGAAGCCUUCAAGCAACCCGCUGAUCCAUAUGCGCGUCUUCCAAUAACUAUUCCUUCGUUUUCGCGUGUCACAAUCGAUGGAUUUUGCGAACUGUUCGGCAAAACGAGCCUCGAAGAGUUGCUGCGGUCGUGAGACUGGAAUGGAUAGCGAGCUCGGAAGUUGUGAUCAUAUCUACGCGAGUUUGGUCGAGUGCAACAGCAAAGGUAUAAAUAAAGAGGAGUUUCCCGUUAACGUCGAACCAGGAACGAUAGGAUCUACAAACAAACGCAAUGAAGAUCCCAGAAAGAAAGCGGCUUCUUGGUCUACGAACUCCAAGAUCUUGACGCAUCAGCCUUCGCCCGUUUUGACUCACAAAAUGAGCGGCGAAGUCGACGAAGCGUCGCCAAGAGAGGUAAUGCGCUCCCCGUACAGAUUAUCGUACGAUGCGAAUUUCCAGUGUCCCCGCUGUGGUCGGAGGAUGGAGGAGCCUAGACUUCUUCCUUGCUUACAUCCUAUAUGUUUGUCGUGCGUCUACGAAUUGAUAAGCAGGCCUUCCUACGUUCCUCUGGGCAGCGAUACACGAGACUACAGUCGAACGUAUGCAACGACGAUCAGCUUUCGCGAAACGUGUCCGUUAUGCGACUCGUACUUGCCGGGCGUGAACUCUUCGAUACCGCCGCCGCAUUAUCCUUUGCAACAUCGUUUAGUCAUGGACACUGUGCGACGCAAAUUGGUCAACAGGGUACUCUGUGAUACCUGCGCUGCUGAGGUUCCGGCGCUUAUACAGUGUUCUACGUGUUUACGUAAUUUUUGCUCGGAGUGCGGCAGACAACAUGAACAACAGAAUAUUACAGAAGCGAGAACAACGAAUCAUUUAAUGAGGCCACUGUGGGAGGCUACCAAAGUACGACGGACGAUUCUGUGCCAGACGCACCCAAUACACGCCUUGAGAUUUUAUUGCAUCGCGUGUCAGCAGGUGACGUGUAAGGAAUGCAUGUGGAGUAUACAACAUCGAGGACACGCUAGCGAAGACGCUGUCGGAGUGGGAAAACGAGCCAGCGUCUAUUUGACAACGAUGUUGCAAAGGGCGAGAAUGGUCUUAAAUAAUCUGUUGACUCAGUACGAUUACGAUGUAUUUUCUAAUAACGCCUUCGAGGAAUCGCAGAACCUAGCAAAGUCCUACAGGUACAUACGUUUUAGUUUUAUAUGUUGUAAACUGGAAAUUAUAAUUUGGACGAACUUUUGGAAUAUUGUAUGACUAUGGAGCCAUACAAUAUUCCAAAAGUUUAUACAUUUUUACUUUAGUCGCGUACAGCUAAAGUAUAACAUUUUAGUACAUUUUAAUACAUGGGACCACGAAAAUUUUAUCUUAAUAUCUUCGUACUAAGGUACAUAAUCGUCAUGUGAUCAAUACGAAAGUAACGAGCAAGUGAACGUAAAUAAACAAAUGUUACGAUAUAA